UCGUCCGCUCAGUCCUCGGUGUCUACAUAACGAACGCGGCCACUUAUCCUUGCCUUACGUUCCAGCUCAGACCGUCGUUGUAAAUUGUUAGCGUAGUUAUCUUGGCAGCUGCUACAAAGUGACAGCUAGCUGCUAGCUUAGCUGACAGCAGCAGCUAAAAAUAUUCCCCCAGUAAUCUUCAGCGGGCGCAGACAGAGGGGCGACACAGAGCAGCAUUUGAAAUAGCGAGGCAUCAUGGGCAACACAAGCGACAGGGUGUCUGGAGAUCGCCAUGGAGCCAAGUCUCAUCGCUCUGACAGCAGUGGCAGCCACAAAGACCAUGAACCCAGCUGCAAGAUGGUGGACAGCACAGACGACCCGAACAUCUUCAACACCCAUGGGCCUGAGUCUAAGGCAUCAGGAGAGAAGUUCACCCCAGAUCUGGAUGACCUGGUGAAACCUGGUCGUCAGGCUCGGCCCACAGUGAUCCGAUGGGCAGGGGGAGGGAAGGAUGUCUACAUAGCUGGUUCCUUUAAUAACUGGAACACAAAGAUCCCGCUAAAUAAGAGCCAUAAUGAUUUUGUAGCGAUCCUGGACCUGCCAGAAGGAGAACACCAGUACAAGUUUUUUGUAGAUGGGCAGUGGGUCCAUGAUCCCUCAGAGCCUGUGGUUACCAGUCAGCUCGGCACCAUCAACAACCUGAUCCAGGUGAAGAAGUCCGACUUUGAGGUGUUUGACGCCCUGCAGGUGGACUCUCUGGAGUGCUCCGACACAUCAGAUCUGUCCAGCUCCCCUCCUGGUCCAUACGGACAGGAGCAGUACAGCUUCAGACCAGAGGAGCAUUUCAAAGCCCCACCGAUUCUCCCUCCUCACCUCCUUGAAGUCAUACUCAACAAAGACACCAAUAUAUCUUGUGACCCUGCCCUGCUGCCUGAGCCCAACCACGUCAUGCUCAAUCACCUUUAUGCUCUCUCAAUAAAGGAUGGAGUGAUGGUGCUGAGUGCGACUCAUAGAUACAAGAAGAAAUACGUCACCUCUCUGCUUUACAAGCCCAUUUAAACAUCAACUUGGGUGCACCGCAGUGCUUUUAGAAAGCAGCCUGUUUGUAUUCUGAUGUUUUUCUUUUUCUAUCAUCACAUUUAGCCAAAUCCUGCACUGAAACAAGUUUAAAGGUGAGCUCAAGGCCUGUGGCUAUUGCUGUGGCUUGGGUUUUAAAAAUGGUUGCACUUCUGGCCACACAGGGCUCUGAACAAAAGUAGCACAGUGGGUGUGCAGGGUUUCAGACAGAGAUGAAAACCAUACUGUGGCUUUUACCUGUAAUGACUGCAGACAGAUAAGAGGCAGACUAAAUCACUGUGUGCAUUUAGGUUUUUUGCUGCACCUUGUGAUUCUUUGCAUGUUGAUGUGUAAAAAGUUUUUUUGUGUGCACAUCCAUCUCAUAUGCCACCAUGACAGGUAGAAGAUCUGUGGAUCAUCUGUUUCAUGAACGAUCUCAGUAACUCAGGGUGUUUCUAGUGUGGAUCAACGAUCAGAUUUGUAAGUGUUGUGUCAACACCUCCUCCUUCAACUGAUUCAGUUGAGUUUUUAACAAACUGAUGGCGUUUCUGUUGGAAAGUGCAUGAGGAAUGUAGAGGAUAAGAGUUUGAGCUUCGGACAGGAGCAGUAGAUCUGGUUUUGUUUGAAUAUGAAGUGCAAUAAUACUGUUGUAUCUGAUGUUGUCAAUUUGGACUGCACAAUAAAUCAUAAAUGCACAACCGUACGCGAUAUACGUAUUGCAAAAGACAGCUUGAACUGCGAUGGUAUUCCAUGUGCCAUGCCUUCACGCUCUGCCUGUCCUUAGCACUUUACCAUCCUGUGGACAUGUCAAUAGAAGCUUUUAACUAUGCAGCAGACGACUCUCGUACUCUCUGGACUAUACCGACCCGUUUGUGCUUUUUCUUCUUAGAUGUGAUGACCUUGCAGUGCUUUACGUGUGUGUGCAUCUGUAACAAGCUCUCCUUAUCAAUAGAAUAGUACUGUAUGUAUCUGUGGCACGUAUCGCCACACACAUACAAACAGUUUCAACUUGCUGCUUUGCAGGUAUUGAAUGUCCGCAAUGUACAUGGAAACAUUGUCUGGAUCACAGUCAAGUUGACCACACUCCCCUCAAAAUGUGACCUGACGCACAUUUUCAGAUCAUUUAACAGGGCUAUGAGGAUGAAUAGCUACCAUAAGUUUAAAUGAUGUAAAAACCUGCUCACACAUGUGUGUUCUUUAUAACUGUUUUAAGCUCAUCUGUAUUUUGAGGUAUGGUGGCUUCAAACAUAUAUAUGUCUCUUGUCAGUCAUGUUAAUAAUUGUGUGCACUUACAGUUCAGUAUAUGCCCACAGUUGAUUCACUAUUUCAAGACUCCUGCUGGUGGUCAACUGGACGCUGAAAGUGUUUUGUGAAUGUUGAUCCAUGAGGUUUUGUCCAAACUAGUUUAUAAGACAGCUAUAUGAUCUGAUGUGGGAGUAUAUGGAUAAACGCCAUGGGAGUGUUGAUAUAAGGCUAAAACCAAAACUUGAAUUUUUCAUGAAUGUUUUGAAAGUCUUUACAAAACCAGUGUGAACAUCCACCGUAUGGAGUUGUACUUGUUUGAAAAUAAAGAAAAGGACAUCUUUGUCCUAACUAAUUAUAA
This is a messenger RNA of Platichthys flesus (European flounder), 2638 nucleotides long. It is a transcript of the gene prkab2, whose product is annotated as protein kinase, AMP-activated, beta 2 non-catalytic subunit. Gene Ontology annotation, cellular component: nucleotide-activated protein kinase complex; nucleus; cytoplasm. Lineage: Eukaryota; Metazoa; Chordata; Actinopteri; Pleuronectiformes; Pleuronectidae. Gene Ontology annotation, molecular function: protein kinase binding. The record is from RefSeq and is a predicted model, not a curated record. Bases 235 to 1038 code for a protein of 267 amino acids. The transcript has 8 exons. Gene Ontology annotation, biological process: signal transduction.